AUGUCUACAUCCACAUCAACAAUCUUCGUCACCGGUGCAACAGGCUGUCAAGGUGGCGCCGUUGCUCGCCUCCUCCUCUCCUCAGGCUACACCGUACACACCAUAUCCCGCAACCCCAACUCCCGCCAGUCCCAGCAUCUAAAAUCCCUCGGCGCAAACACAUUCACCGGCUCUCUCGACGACGAAUCCGCUCUCGUAGUAGGCAUGAAGGGUUGCAUAGGGCUUUUCCUCGUUAUCCCACCCGCACCAUACGAGACAACAAUCAAAUACACAACCACCAUCCUUGCCGCCGCAAAAUCUGCCAAAAGCAUACAACACAUCGUCGUCUCAACGACACUGGGAACCGACAGACCUGAGCGAAUGGCCGCCUGGGACCCCAACGGUGGAAUGCUCGCGAUGGUAAUAAAGCCCAAAAUCGCAAUGGAGGAGCUCGUGUGCGCUGCGGGGUUCAAAUACCACAGCAUCCUACGGCCUGGAAACUUCAUGGCCAACUUCGUCGCGCCGAAAAUCUCAGUUGUGAAUCCCGAGCUCGAGAAGAAGGGGGUUUAUCCAACGUCGUAUACAAGAGCAACACGGAUACCGAUGAUUGAUGAAGCUGAUACCGCGAAGUUCACCCUUGCGGCUUUCGCAGAUCCGGAGCGUUUUCAUGGGAAGGCGAUUGCACUUGUAUCCCAAUUAUGA
Messenger RNA from Talaromyces marneffei, 681 nucleotides. RefSeq lists its product as uncharacterized. Bases 1 to 681 code for a protein of 226 amino acids. NCBI's taxonomy places the organism in Eukaryota, Fungi, Ascomycota, Eurotiomycetes, Eurotiales, Trichocomaceae. The transcript has a single exon. The record is from RefSeq and is a predicted model, not a curated record.